UGGCAGGCGCGCCUCCAGCGCCGUCGGGCGUCCCUGGCUCCCGAUGGCCGAGCCUCCAGCUCGGGAUGGGCGGGCCAGAGACUGACGGCGCCCUCUGCCAAUGUGCGGCGCCGGCGCCCCUUGUGCUGCCUGGCAGGGCAUGGGGAGGACCGGCGCUGCUGCGGUGUCGGCCGCCCGCUCCGAGGCAGCUCCUCUGGUUGCAGCGUCUGCGACGCCUCCUGGCCGCCCUUUCUGGCGGCGAGGGCGGCGCACCUGGCGAUCGGAGGGGCAGUCCUGCCGGUGGGUGCGGGGCUGUGACGAGAGGGAGGCGGCGGGGCCAGUGGCUCCUCGACCCCCCCGGCGGCCCCUCCACGCCACACACUUGACAUGCCAGCAAGUCCCGUUUCCCCACUUUUCGCCUCCAGGCUGGAAGGACGCCUGUCGUCUCGGGGGGCCGGAUUUGGCGAGCAAAGUCUCCAGUUGCUGACCUCUGCGCUAGAGUCGCGGAGCCCCGCGGUGCGAAGGGCUGGGACGCUGAGUGGUGUGACAAGGUGUCGCGCUGCUAGCUGCGGGCUUGGAAACCAGCAGCCCAACCCAACUGGCGUGCCUGUUGCAGGUUAAGCCCAGAUCGGCUGCCUUGGUAAUAGCGAUCCAGCUGGCUACUAUCGGGACUGAGAAGAAAACGCCGGCCCCCUCCCCCCACCCCCCACGACAAAAACGGGGCAUGCAAUUAGGGCAUAACGGGGUGAGGGACAACUUCCAUGUCACAAUUUGAUUAUGGGAAGAAAGUAGUGAUUGCUUAGGAAUGGUGGGUUGAGCUUGCUGAGUCUCUAAAUAAUGACUGCUUGCAAUGUUAGGCAAACUGGCUUUGCAUGGGAUUCUGGUUUCACAAGCUGUGUGAGGGGAUGCAAACCUGAUGGCAUUUAAACCAACUGACCUUACUGCUCUGGGGUUUCAUGUAGGCAGAUUGAGUUUGGGGGCUUCCAGACAGGGGCUUAAUUUGCAAACUGGUUGUUGACAGCAGGGUUCCCCCCCCCAUUUUUUUAUUGGAUUUCCCCCAGAAUGGGUAAAUCCAGAUUAAAGUGGGUGGGAGGAAUACAGAUUGCCAUUUUGAUGCCGUAUUUUAUCUGGAAAAUUCAAACAAGCAAUUGAAACGUGCCUGCUUUAGGAGUAGCCAUCCCACAGUCAUUACCCAGAGAGAUUCAGUCUCUCAUGUGUCCAGCUGAUCAUAACUGAGGUGAAGGACACUGGCUGCUUCCAUCAUGCUCAGCUCUGCAGAGGCAAAGAUGCUGGUGUACAACCAUGCCCUUAUGGUGCAGCUAUUUAUUAGGCUCUGGAUACACAAGUUAAGAAGCUGUUACAGGUGCGAGAGAAAAUGCUGUGUGCUGAGCACCCCUUUCCUGGCCCCUCUGGAUGUUGAUGGACUCCAAAUCUCAUCAGCCCCAGCCAUCAGGGACCAUGGGAAGUGUAGUCCAGAAACAUCUGGACAGCUGCAGAUCCCCUACACCUCACUCAGAAGUACUUAAGAGUUUCAGGGGGACUCUGGUUCAGACCAGGUGUGAUGUGAAGUGUCUCUCAGUACAGUAUUAACCUACUAACCUGUUUUAUCUUCUCCCCUUAGUUCUAAAAAGCUCAAGCAAGCAUACCCCCAUUUUAUCCUCACAACAACCCUGUGAGAGCAACACAACCCUGUUUGAGAAUGGAGAUUUCUUCCCAUCAGUUUCAUCUGCUGCAACAAUUAAAUGAACAGCGCAGGCAAGACUUAUUUUGUGACUGCAGCAUUUUGGUUGAGGGGAAGGUCUUCAAAGCCCACCGGAAUGUGCUGUUUGCCAGUAGUGGCUACUUCAAAAUGCUCCUUUCACAGUGCUCAAAGGAAACCAGUCAACCAACAACCGCAACUUUCCAGGCAUUUUCUCCCGAAACAUUUUCCGUGAUCCUGGAUUUUGUGUAUUCAGGCAAACUCUCCCUCACUGGCCAGAAUGUGAUUGAGGUCAUGUCAGCUGCCAGCUAUCUGCAAAUGACUGAUGUUAUUAGUGUUUGCAAGACAUUCAUUAAAUCCUCCUUGGAUAUCAGUGAGAAGGAAAAAGAUCGCUAUUUUAGUCUCUCGGAUAAGGAAGUGAACUCAAAUGGCGUGGAGCGUUUAUGCCUGUAUGGGACUGGGUGGAGAACAGAGAGCAGUCCCCCUCAUUCGCACUUAAGCCCAGAUCAAGGGACAUGUAUAGUGGGUGGAAAUUCUUGGACCAAUUUCAAUUAUUACCCAGCCACUCAAAGAAAUGCCCAGCAGCUCUCCAAGCAUGACCAAAGGCAAGAACCCAUGAAGAAAACCAGUAGACAUAUAGGGCUGCCACAACCCUCCGAUGUCCCUCACUAUAAGGCAAGUAAACUUGAAGAGCGAGUUUCGGAGCCUAUAAGCCACACUUCUCCAUCUGAAGAGGACGUCCAAAUUGAUUCGGAAGGUGACUCUGGCCAUUCCAGCUACCAGUACGGCCAGGGAUCUGACACCGUCCCGAGAAGCUCAGCUGUGUCACAGCAAGAGCAUGAUUCUCCACACCCUGCUGGGAAGUCAAAAUCUUCCAAAGGGGACGAGCCAUAUGCUAGCAUGCCCUCGGUACUGGGUGUGAUGGGGAACUGGGCGGAUGAUGAUCUGCCUAGGAUGAGGUUCAAAUGCCCCUUCUGCACUCACGUGGUGAAGCGGAAAGCAGACCUGAAGCGCCACCUUCGCUGCCAUACGGGAGAACGGCCGUAUCCGUGCGAAGCGUGUGGAAAGAGAUUCAGCAGGCUGGAUCACCUGAGCAGCCAUUUCCGAACAAUCCAUCAAGCUUGCAAGCCCAUCUGCAGAAAAUGCAAGCGUCACGUGACUGAGAUGACGGGGCAAGUGGUCCAGGAAGGGACAAGGCGCUACAGACUUUGCAAUGAGUGCCUCUCAGAAGCUGGCAUAGACAGCAUCCGCAUUGAUUUGGACACUGAGCCACCACCUGAGUUCCCGCUAGAAGAGGACAAGGAUUCUAACUGGAAUUACGGUGAAGACAACAGAUCCGAUGUGGAAAUUGUAGAGGACGGGUCUACCGAUUUGGUCAUCCAGCAAGUGGACGAUAGCGAUGAUGAAGCUGAGGAAAAAGAUAUAAAACCAAACAUUAGGUAGUUAUGAAUGGACUGGAUGUUAAAUAAAAGUUCCCCCUUUACGUUGUCAUUCCUUUGUUUUGACCAUUGACUCCCAACCAGCCUGUGGUUAACAUACAAUCUAUUAUAUAGGCUUUCUAUGACUUGGGCUAAACUUGCAUGCAUUUAUGGACAUGCCAUUGUGUCUAUAUUGAAUUUAGUUACUCAAGAGUAUCAAUAUUUUGUUCCAUAAGCAAGCAUCCAUCCUGAGAUGGUACCAUGUAUGAACAAUUACCUGCUGAAGUGCGACAGUGAUAACUUUUGAUAGAAUAAAAUGGAUCUCUUCUCAAA
Messenger RNA from Zootoca vivipara (common lizard), 3429 nucleotides. RefSeq names its product zinc finger and BTB domain containing 8A (gene ZBTB8A). Gene Ontology annotation, biological process: regulation of transcription by RNA polymerase II. Gene Ontology annotation, molecular function: DNA-binding transcription factor activity, RNA polymerase II-specific; RNA polymerase II cis-regulatory region sequence-specific DNA binding; protein binding. The record is from RefSeq and is a predicted model, not a curated record. Lineage: Eukaryota; Metazoa; Chordata; Lepidosauria; Squamata; Lacertidae.